AUGUUGGCUAUCAUUCUGGAGAUCCAGGCAAUGGUUAUCGCAUGCGAUCGGUGUGGUGCCAUCAAUGCACCCGACGAGGGCGCAUUGAUGGCACAAGAACUCACUGCUCGUCAAGCCUCGUUCGAAUCGAGGACUGAGCACUUACCACAUUAUGUCUUUUUGAGAAAAUCGUGUGCGAUUGUUACCGUGCUCUUUAGAGAAUUAGGUAAUCAGAAAAGAAGGUCAAUAAGAAUUGAUAUUAUUACCAACUUUGCGUUGCUCGGUAGCGUAGUGGUGGUCGCAUGCGUAGCUUUGCUUGCGUGGUGCUCUGGUGCCAGGGAACAGGCGGGUGGAAAACUCGAGUAUACUGCCCCCUACUUCUUGAACGAUAACCAGUACCGCAGCGGUCCGUUAAUUUGA
Messenger RNA from Laccaria bicolor S238N-H82, 399 nucleotides. RefSeq lists its product as uncharacterized. The transcript has 4 exons. Lineage: Eukaryota; Fungi; Basidiomycota; Agaricomycetes; Agaricales; Hydnangiaceae. Bases 1 to 399 code for a protein of 132 amino acids. The record is from RefSeq and is a predicted model, not a curated record.